Messenger RNA from Phyllostomus hastatus (greater spear-nosed bat), 5365 nucleotides. RefSeq names its product UDP-glucose glycoprotein glucosyltransferase 2 (gene UGGT2). Gene Ontology annotation, molecular function: UDP-glucose:glycoprotein glucosyltransferase activity. NCBI's taxonomy places the organism in Eukaryota, Metazoa, Chordata, Mammalia, Chiroptera, Phyllostomidae. Gene Ontology annotation, cellular component: endoplasmic reticulum. Bases 85 to 4617 code for a protein of 1510 amino acids. The record is from RefSeq and is a predicted model, not a curated record. The transcript has 39 exons.
GGAGGAGCCGGCGGUAGCGUGGCGGCUGCGGGCUCUGGGCUCCGGCUCCGGCUGCGGCUCGGCUCGCGCUUCCCUCUCGGCGUCAUGGCCAAGGCCGCCGACGUGGUGCGGCUGCUCCUGGGCAACACGGUGCUGUGGCUCUCGCUGCUGCGCUCCGGGCCGGCCUCCGCGUCCAAGGCGGUGACGGCUCACUUGGCCGCGAAGUGGCCCGAGACCCCGCUGCUGCUGGAAGCCAGUGAAUUUUUGGCAGAAGAAAGUAAUGAAAAAUUUUGGCAGUUUUUGGACACUGUAAAAGAAUUAGCAAUUUAUAAGCAAACAGAGUCAGAUUAUUCUUAUUACAACUUAAUCCUGAAGAAAGCUGGACAGUUCUUAGACAAUUUACAUAUCAAUCUCUUAAAGUUUGCUCUCUCUAUAAGAGCGUACUCACCAACUAUUCGGAUGUUUCAGCAGAUUGCCGCUGAUGAGCCACCACCAGACGGGUGUGAUGCCUUUGUGGUUAUCCAUAGGAAACACACCUGUAAAACUAAUGAGGUCAAAAAGCUGCUGAAGAAGGCUGCGUCAAGGCCUAGACCUUAUCUUUUUGAAAGGGAUCAUAAGUUUCCUACAGACAAAGAGAACUUACCGGUGGUUAUUCUGUAUGCAGAAAUGGGAACCAGGUCAUUUGGUAAAUUUCACACAGUAUUGUCUGAAAAAGCUCAAAAUGGGGAAAUUCUGUAUGUUCUUCGUCAUUAUAUUCAGAAACCAGCAUCACGGAAAAUGUACUUAUCUGGCUACGGUGUGGAGCUGGCAAUUAAGAGUACAGAAUACAAAACACUGGAUGAUACCCCAGUGAAAGCUGUGGCUAAUGCUACUGUUGAAGAUGAAAUUGAAACAAACGAAGUUCAAGGAUUUCUCUUUGGGAAACUAAAAGAAAGGUAUUCAGAUCUUAGAGCGAAUCUGACAGCAUUCCAGAGGUACCUGAUUGAGAGCAGCAAGGAAAUGACGCCUCUGAAAGUCUGGGAGCUACAGGAUCUAAGUUUUCAAGCAGCUUCUCAAAUAAUGGCUGCUCCAGUUUAUGAUGCCUUAAAGUUAAUGAAAGACAUUUCCCAGAACUUCCCCAUAAAAGCCAGGACUCUGACCAAAGUUGCUGUAAAUCAACAUAUGAAGAAGGAAAUACAGAAAAAUCAACAGGAUCUUCUCGACAGAUUUGAAAUCCACCCAGGUGACGCCUGUCUGUACAUCAAUGGCCUUCGUGUGGACGUGGAUGCCCAUGAUCCUUUUAGUGUGUUGGACACGCUGAGGCUGGAAGGGAAGCGGAUGCACGGGCUUCGGAGACUCGGGGUCGGCAGAGAGGACAUGAGCAAGUUUUUAAAGCUGAAUUCACGCGUUCGGGACAGUAACUAUGUGUUGGACAUUCGGCACUCUUCAAUAAUGUGGAUCAACGACUUAGAAAAUGAUGGUUUCUAUGCCGCCUGGCCCGAAAGCUGCCAGGAACUUCUGAAACCAGUGUUCUCCGGAAAAAUACCUUCCAUAAGGCGUAAUUUUCAUAAUUUGGUUCUGUUUAUUGAUCCUGCUCAAGAAUAUACCUUGGAUUUUAUAAAACUUGCCGAAAAUUUAUAUUACCAUCGCAUUCCCCUUAGAAUUGGUUUCGUGUUCGUUGUUAAUACCGCUGAUCAAGCCGAUGGGACGAGCGAUGCCGGAGUCGCUCUCUGGCGCGCUUUCACCUGCAUCGCGGAGGAGCAGGGCGCAUCACAGGCGUUCGUGUCCGUCGCACGCAUGUACCAAAAAGUAAAGAAUCCAAAUAUACUCACUGUGGACAAUGUGAAGAGUGUUCUCCAAAAUAAAUUUCCUCAUGCUAAUAUUUUGGAUAUUUUGGGAAUUUAUUCUAGAUACGAUGAUAAAAGAAAGGCCGGAGCAAGCUUUUAUAAGACGACUGGCCUGGGUCCUUUGCCUCAAGCUCUUUACAAUGGUGAACCCUUCAAAUAUGAGGCGUGGGAUAUUCAGGAGCUAGAGUCCGCUCUCCUUCAGAAAAUGAUGGAUAUGACCGUGUAUUUACAAAAGGAAGUUUUUAUGGGCACAUUAAAUGAUCAAACAAAUGCAGUUGAUUUCCUUAUGGAUAAAAAUAAUGUUGUACCCCGUAUAAAUCAUUUGAUUUUGUACACUGAAUGGCAGCACCUUAAUUUAAUAUCUACAUCAGUAACUGCAGAUGUUGAAGAUUUCUCCACUUUCUCGUUCUUGGAUUCACAAGACAAGAGUGCCGUCAUUGCCGAGAACAUGUAUUAUUUAACCCAAGAAGAUGAAAAUGCGAUUUCCUCAGUUACUCUCUGGAUUGUGGCUGAUUUCGACAAGCCAUCUGGGAGAAAACUGCUCUUGAAUGCAUUACAGCACAUGAAAACAAGUUUUCAUAGCCGGCUGGGCAUUAUUUAUAAUCCUACAUCAAAAAUAAACGAAGAAAGCACAGCUAUUUCUAGAGGAAUUUUGGCAGCUUUUCUCACACAGAAAAACAGCUUUUUGAGAAACUUUCUCAGGAAACUGGCAAGAGAAGAAACUGCUACAGCCGUUUACUCUGGAGAUAAAAUUAAAGCAUUCCUUAUGGAGGGGAUGGAUAAGAAUUCUUUUGAGAAAAAAUACAAUACCAUGGGAGUGAGUGUUUUUCGGACUCACCAGCUGUUCUGUCGAGAUGUCCUUCACUUGCAUCCCGGAGAAAUGGGGAUUGUCAGCAAUGGAAAAUUUUUAGGACCUUUAGAUGAAAAUUUCUGUGCAGAAGAUUUCUCCUUGUUGGAAAAGAUAACAUUUACUAAUUUAGCAGAGAACAUUAAAGACAUUGUUGAAAAUAUGGCAAUCAACUCAAAGAACAAGAGCGACCUUGUCAUGAGAGUUGAUGCCCUUGUUUCCUCUUUGCCGCUACGUGCAUCUCGUCAUGAUGUCACGUUCUUACAAGAGCAUCACAGCGUUCUGAAGACGGACCCUCAGGAAGCUGACGUGUUCUUCGAUGUCGUGGCUGUCGCCGACCCGCUGACGAGAGAGGCGCAGAUGAUGGCGCAGUUACUGAUCGUGCUUGGAAAGAUUGUCAACAUGAAGCUGAAGCUGUUCCUGAACUGCAGGGGCGAGCUCUCGGAGGCCCCUUUAAAGAGUUUUUACCGAUUUGUCCUGGAACCAGAACUGACGUCGGUGGCCAACGGCAUCAUUGCACCAGGAGCAAAAUUCUCAGACAUCCCUGAGUCACCCCUUCUCACCCUCAACGUGAUCACUCCCGAGGGCUGGCUGGUCGAAACAGUGCGCAGCAACUGUGACCUUGACAACAUUCACCUGAAGGACAUGGAGACAGCGGUUGUAGCAGAAUACGAACUAGAACACCUGCUCCUUGAGGGACACUGCUUUGACAUCGUGAUGGAACAGCCGCCUCGGGGUCUGCAGUUCACGCUCGGCACCAAAAGUCAGCCCGUCGCCGUUGAUACAAUAGUGAUGGCCAACCUUGGAUAUUUUCAAUUAAAAGCAAACCCAGGUGUUUGGAUACUGAAAUUACGCCAUGGAAAAUCUGAAGAUAUUUAUCAAAUAGUUGGGCACGAAGGGACUGACUCGCAGUCGGACCUGGGCGAUGUCAUCGUUGUGCUGAGCAGCUUCCGAAGCAAAACACUGGAAAUCCAAGUGAAAAAAAAGCCAGACAAAAUUAAGGAAGACAUCCUUACUGAUCAAGGUGAAAAAAAAGGAAUGUGGGACUCCAUUAAAAGUUUCACAAGAAGUCUGCAUAAAGAAAAAGACGAAACAGAAAGAGAUGUUCUGAAUAUUUUCUCAGUUGCUUCUGGCCAUUUAUAUGAACGCUUUUUAAGAAUCAUGAUGCUUUCUGUCUUGCGUAACACCCGGACACCCGUGAAGUUCUGGUUCCUAAAAAACUACCUCUCGCCAACUUUUAAAGAGGUGAUCCCUCACAUGGCCCGCGAGUACGGGUUCCAGUACGAGCUGGUCCAGUACCGGUGGCCCCGCUGGCUGCAUCGGCAGACGGAGAAGCAGAGGAUUAUUUGGGGUUACAAAAUCCUUUUCCUCGACGUCCUUUUCCCUCUAGCAGUGGACAAAAUCAUUUUUGUUGAUGCCGACCAGAUUGUGAGGCACGACCUGAAGGAGCUCCGCGACUUGGAUCUGGAUGGAGCUCCUUACGGGUACACCCCGUUCUGUGACAGCCGCACCGACAUGGACGGGUAUCGCUUCUGGAAGAAGGGCUAUUGGGCCUCCCAUCUUUUAAGAAGGAAAUACCAUAUCAGCGCCCUGUACGUGGUGGACCUGCAGCGGUUCCGGAGGCUCGCGGCGGGGGACAGGCUGCGAGGCCAGUACCAGGCCCUCAGCCAGGACCCAGACAGCCUUUCCAACCUGGACCAGGAUCUUCCCAAUAACAUGAUUUACCAAGUUGCCAUUAAGUCUCUGCCUCAAGACUGGCUGUGGUGCGAGACCUGGUGUGACGACGAGUCCAAACAAAGAGCCAAGACCAUCGACCUGUGCAACAAUCCCAAAACAAAAGAGCCCAAACUGAAAGCGGCAGCCAGGAUCGUCCCGGAGUGGGUGGAGUACGACGCCGAGAUCCGCCGACUGCUGGACCGCCUGGAAACCGGGAAGCACGCACUUUUGGCACAUGAUGAACUCUAGCCUUGGCCCUUAUGCCAGAGAAAAUGAAAGUACGAUGAGGAGGCUGCCACCUGCUGGGAAAGUGUGGAACUGCUGCUAAGACUUUUGGAAGUUUCAUUAAGGAUCAGUGACAUAUUCUUCAAUUUAAAAAAGUUAUUUAAAAAUACAUGUACUUGAUGUAUUAAGUUUAAGUUAUACAAGAAAUGGCCACUGAGUAUUUACAAGUAGAUUAUUCCUUUUUCCUGAUUGCCUAAAACACCGUGUUGUCACAAGUUCAAGGGCUGCUUGGCCAGGGAGCCCUGUGAACCCCGUCUGACCUGCGGGGUGUACCGGCCCGUCCACGUCCGUGUGUCCCGGCGCUGCGUGCACUUGUGUGCUCCUACUCACCAAACGCACUUCAGGUUGGAGAGCGUGCCGGCUUUUCUUUUGAAAAAGGGAAAAGGACUCAUGGUUGUCUCUGAAUGGUAAAAAUAAAUGAAGCCCAUUUACACCUUAAUUGCGGCUGUAAUCGGAAGGCAUCGUGGCAUUAUAAUGUUAUUUCACCUUAACUCAUCUGAUGUUUUAAUCUCAUACUGAAUCUGUAUUUUCAAUGUUUCUAAUUUUUCCUUUAUCAAAUGAUAUCUGUGGGCUUAUGGGGCAUAUAUUCCUUUUUAAAAAAAAAUGAACUGGCUACUUUUAUAGAAACUGAGUGCAGAAGGUGAACCGUGUCCUCCUGCUGUGUGUAAAUAACUGACGAGUAGGACCAGUCAGUGUUUAAAACCCACGUGAC